AACCUUCUUCCAAAUACAAUUGAUCAUGAUUUCAUCAGAGACUGCAACAAUCCACUAUUUAGCUCCAGAAAACAUCUCAUCACUUCCUAUUGAUUACACCUUCAUGCACAAAAACUUACCAACAUUUCAAUUCAGCACAUUCCUAACAAAUUCUAACAAUGACUAUCAGGCCUUUUUUCCUAUUCAAGAGUUGAUGAGUACACCACCAUCAUGCAUCAGCAGUAACUCAACCUCUGAUGAAUCAGAGGAACAACAACAUAGAAUCAUCGAUGAACGAAAGCAGAGGAGAAUGAUAUCUAACAGAGAAUCAGCUAGAAGAUCAAGGAUGAGGAAGCAGAGGCACCUUGAUGAGUUAUGGUUUCAAGUGCAUCGUCUUCGAACAGAGAAUCAUAAUCUGAUCAAUAAGUUAAAUCAAGUCUCAGAAUCUCAUGGAAAAAUUGUUCAAGAGAAUAUACAGCUCAAGGAGGAGGCUUCUGACCUUCGUCGAUUGAUUACAGACAUUCAACUUGACAGUCCUUUCGAUGCUUUCAGCAACCUGGACGACGUUCCAUGUAGUAUUACGGCUGAAUCAUCAAACCAAUCCAACACAUAGAAGUUUUUACUAAUCUGCUUCUCUGAAAUUAUGACUAACUUUUGUGGAUUCAGAGAGGAAAGGAGAGUGAGCUGGAUAUAUUUUCCAUGUUUUUCCUUCAUCAUGUUGUUC
Messenger RNA from Solanum dulcamara, 703 nucleotides. Its product is annotated as basic leucine zipper 43-like. The record is from RefSeq and is a predicted model, not a curated record. NCBI's taxonomy places the organism in Eukaryota, Viridiplantae, Streptophyta, Magnoliopsida, Solanales, Solanaceae. Gene Ontology annotation, biological process: regulation of DNA-templated transcription. The transcript has a single exon. The coding region runs from base 26 to 592 and encodes 188 amino acids. Gene Ontology annotation, molecular function: DNA-binding transcription factor activity.